AUCAUCUCAUACUUAGGAAAACGGUGAGGUCAGAUUUCAAAAGAUUCUUUUCCUGGGUUUUCAAGAUAAGAAGGAACUGAAUGGUAGAGAGUGUCAGAAUAGUGCAUAUCCCAACUGGGUUUUCUUGAUUAGAGAGAGAAAGUGAGAGAGAAGAUGUUGGAAGGAAAAGCUUUGGUAGAGGACACAGACAUGCCAAUGAAGAUGCAAAUCCAAGCAAUGGCUUCUGCUUCUCAAGCUUUGGAUCUCUAUGAUGUCUUUGACUGUAAAUCCAUUGCUGCCCAUAUCAAAAAGGAGUUUGACAUGGGAUAUGGGAGUGGGUGGCAAUGUGUGGUGGGAUCAAAUUUUGGGUGUUACUUUACUCAUUCUGAAGGUACUUUCAUCUACUUCAAACUGGAGACACUCAAUUUUCUCAUCUUCAAGGGGGUUUCUUCUCCCUCCUCUGCCUAAGACCAGGGUGGGUUAUGUUUGGUUGUAGAAAGAAAAACAAGCAAAGAAGUGAAUACACAGUACUAAAAUAGCAUUACCCAGGCCACACAUCCACAUGGGGUCUUUAGGAUUUUUCAAAAAUGGCCGGAUGUGGCUUGUAAUGUUUUGAGGGGCAUGUUUUUGGAUGCCCUGUAUGUAUACAUCUCAUGGACUACAUGUAUAUCUUUCUUUUCUGUA
Tripterygium wilfordii is the source of this 663-nucleotide messenger RNA. RefSeq names its product dynein light chain LC6, flagellar outer arm-like. Bases 154 to 447 code for a protein of 97 amino acids. Gene Ontology annotation, cellular component: dynein complex. Lineage: Eukaryota; Viridiplantae; Streptophyta; Magnoliopsida; Celastrales; Celastraceae. The record is from RefSeq and is a predicted model, not a curated record. Gene Ontology annotation, molecular function: dynein intermediate chain binding; dynein light intermediate chain binding. Gene Ontology annotation, biological process: microtubule-based process. The transcript is spliced from 2 exons.